Molecule: messenger RNA, 4176 nt
Organism: Girardinichthys multiradiatus
Lineage: Eukaryota; Metazoa; Chordata; Actinopteri; Cyprinodontiformes; Goodeidae
Gene: scube2
Product: signal peptide, CUB domain, EGF-like 2
Exons: 23
Coding region: 160-3222 (1020 amino acids)
Biological process (GO): signal transduction
Cellular component (GO): cell surface
Molecular function (GO): calcium ion binding
Source: RefSeq, a predicted model, not a curated record
CCCCCCUACUUUCAGACAGUCACUCUCUCCUUUUUCUUUUCUAAAGCCCGUUGUGAAGCCGAUUGACAGGCAAGAAUGAAAAUGAGGCGGACGCUCCGUCACGACUUCAGUGCGCCCGCGUCCUUUUGAGAAGAUCUUGAAAACUUGGACCCUAUCACCAUGGGAGCUGUUUGGGCUGCGAGAGACAUUUGUUUGUUUUUGCUCUUGUUAAAUAGUCGCCAAAGCAUAGCGCUUCCAGAGACUCGAGAUCCCUGCGCAGAGGGAAGUGAUGGCUGUCAUAUUGAUGCUAUUUGUCAGACUACCCAAGGCUCAUACAAGUGCACAUGUAAAGGAGGCUUUAAAGGAGAUGGAAAACACUGCGAAGAUAUUGAUGAAUGUGACCUGGAGUACAAUGGCGGUUGUGUACAUGAGUGCAACAACAUACCGGGCAACUAUCGCUGCACUUGUUAUGAUGGAUUCAACCUGGCCAACGAUGGACACAACUGUCUGGAUGUGGAUGAAUGCAUGUUCAACAAUGGUGGAUGCCAACAUACUUGUGUCAACACGGUGGGCAGCUACGAGUGCCGGUGCAAAGAGGGAUUCUUCCUGAGCGACAACCAGCACAUGUGCAUCCACCGUUCCAUUGAGGGCCUCAACUGUAUGAAUAAGGAGCAUGGCUGCGCCCACAUCUGCAAGGAGAGUUACCGAGGAGGCGUGGCCUGCGAGUGUCGUCCAGGCUUUGAGCUGGCCAGGAACCAGAGAGACUGCAUUUUAACAUGUAACCACGGCAAUGGAGGCUGCCAGCACACCUGUGAGGACACGGAGGAUGGUCCCACCUGCAGGUGCCACGUCAGGUACACCUUACAGCCUGACAAGAAGACCUGUGUGGAGCGAGAUGAAGCCACCACUGAGUCCUCAGACCACAACGCCACGUCCUCUACCGAGGCCGACAAACGUGUCAAGAGAAGAUUGUCAAUGGAAACCUGCGCACUGAACAACGGGGGCUGCGACUCCACUUGUAAGGACACAUCCACUGGCGUGCGCUGCAGCUGUCCCGAUGGCUUCACACUUCAGCCGGAUGGAAAAUCGUGUAAAGAUAUCGAUGAGUGUGAGAUUCACAAUGGUGGCUGCGAACACUUCUGCAAGAACACUGUUGGCAGCUUCCAAUGCAACUGCAGGAAAGGAUUUAAAUUGCUGUCAGAUGAACGCUCUUGUCAGGAUAUAGAUGAGUGUUAUUUUGAGCGCACAUGCGAUCACACAUGUGUGAACUCCCCCGGUGGUUUUCAGUGUCUGUGCAACAAAGGCUACACCUUGUAUGGGCUGGCCCACUGUGGAGAUGUAAAUGAAUGCAGUGUAAACAACGGUGGCUGUGAGCAUGGAUGUGAGAACACUGUGGGUGGAUUUGAGUGUUUUUGUCGUCCCGGCUAUAAGCUACACUGGAACAAAAAGGACUGCAUCAAGGCUGAGGGUUUAACACCUGCAAACCUCCCCUCUAAGCCUACCUUGAACUGUAGUAAGCAGCAUGGAGGGGAUCUCUGCUUCCUGAACUGCAAGUCUCAAGUUCACAUCAGCAGUGGGACGGAGGAUUCCUACACGGUGACCUGUGGAAUGCCGCUGCCCUGCUUGGCUGGCGCACAAAAGAGCAACAGCGACUCUCAUUGCUUAGGUACAGAAAAGGCCGGUGUGCAGCGAAUUAAAACCACAGCCACUUUCAAGUCUGGCACUGCCAAAUGCAACCUUAAACGAAGUCAGGCGAAACUCUGGGAAAGCUUCAACUCAGCACACUCAGAUUGCAGCUUUCUCUUCACCGAAAACGUGCAGUUCAGCUAUGUGAGCCUUCAUUGCACCUCGUUGGGCCUGCGAACGCGCAGCCGCCACAGCAGGAAAGCCGGCGAGGACGAUGGCUUCGCCAUUACAGCUGAGUUUGAGCUGGAUGUUAACCUUGAGGAGGUAACAGCAGAGAGCUGCGACCUGAACUGCGUGCGUCGACGCUCUGAGAAGAGACUCAGGAAGACCAUCAGGACCCUGAGGAAAUCCAUCAACCGGGAACAGUUCCACCUUCACUUUGAAGGGACCGACUAUGACCUGUCCAAGACUCUGGGCCAACCGGCAGGACUGCCAGGACACUGUCUGGCCGGUCAAGUGUUGGUGGGCAGAAAAUGUGUGAGUUGCAGUGUUGGGACAUACUAUGAUGGUGAACAGGGGCACUGUGUGACCUGCCCUGCUGGGACAUAUCAGGACGAGGAGGGACAGAUGUCCUGUGAAGCCUGUCCUACGCCUGAAGGGAGAGAGGUUGCCAAGGUGGUCGGAGCUCGAAACAUGUCAGAGUGUGGAGGUCAGUGUCCACCCGGUCAGUACUCUCAUGACGGUUUUGUCCCCUGCAUCCCCUGUCCGCUGGGAACCUACCAACCAGAAGUGGGACGAACCACCUGCUUCCUGUGCGGAGGGAACCUGGUGACUAAACACAACAGCGCUGUCUCAUUUCAGGAUUGCGAGACCAAAGUCCAAUGCUCUCCAGGCCAUUACUAUAACACCAGCACACACCGCUGCAUCCGCUGUCCGACGGGGACUUACCAGGGCGAGUUUGGCCAGAACUACUGUGUCGCCUGUCCUGGUAACACCUCCACCGACUUUGAUGGCUCCACCACCAUCAUGCAGUGCAAAAACCGGCAGUGCGGUGGAGAGCUGGGGGAGUUCUCCGGCUACAUCGAGUCUCCAAACUACCCGGGGAACUAUCCCGCCAACAUUGAGUGCACCUGGACCAUCAACCCACCGCCCAAACGCCGGGUCCUCAUUGUGGUGCCGGAAAUCUACCUGCCCAUUGAGGACGAAUGUGGAGACUACUUGGUGAUGAGAAAAAGCUCUCUGCCCAAUUCUGUGACAACUUACGAGACGUGUCAAACAUACGAGCGGCCCAUCGCGUUCACAUCCCGCUCCAAAAGACUGUGGAUACAGUUCAGGUCUAACGAGGGAAACAGCGCAAAGGGCUUCCAGGUGUUAUAUGUCACAUAUGAUGAGGAUUACCAGGAACUGAUUGAAGACAUAGUGAGAGAUGGAAGAUUAUAUGCAUCAGUGAAUCACCAGGAAAUCCUUAAGGACAAGAAGCUCAUGAAAGCAUUGUUUGACGUACUGGCUCAUCCGCAGAACUACUUCAACUACACGUCACAGGAAUCAAAAGAAAUGUUUCCCAAAUCCUUCAUCCGCUUCGUGAGGUCCAAAGUCAUGAGAUUCUUUCGCCCUUAAAAAGCAUUCAAACAGAGGAUCUGGAUUUUUCACAACAAACUGAAGUCAGACACUUGUGACAGUAUUCGCGGCCCCUUUGAGAGCCUUCUGUCAUUUCUUUUAUUCACUCGGAGCCAAAAAAGAGCGGACUGAUGGGAAUGCGAACAACUGAAGCAACGGGAUAUUAGACAUAAGUUUCUAACUGAGUUGUGAAGAUGUAUGGAUUAUUCAUCUGCUAUGACAUCACUGAAAAUGAUCUGAAUACCUUCCAUUGGUUUGGGAAUGUGUUUGUAAGGACUUUAUGACUUCCUAUAGACUUUAAAACCAGGACUGAUAUCCAAAGUGCAGAUCUUUGCACUGGAAUUAUUUUUAUAAAAGUGACAUGGUGACUUUAUGGGGCUUCUCCUGAUCUGGUCAUAAAGGAGUAGAAGAAUAGUAACUGAACAGAUAAAUACUGCAUGUCAGUGAGACUGUAUAUAGAGUGUGUAACUAGUUUUAACAUAGGUUGCUUUCACAGGCAAAGAGUACAAAAAAAUAUCCAGAACGAUAAAAAAGAACAAACAACUUUUUGGGACCACUAGCACUAGUACAGAGGUAGUCCCACCACAGAAGCAAUUACUCUGAUUGAUAUUUUGUAUAUGGUGUAAAAAGUUUUUGGUGAAAUGCUAAAGUAUAACAGUAUAGCUGCAAAGGCUGGUGGUAUUUGUUUUGUUUUUCAGGGUGUCUGAAUAACUAUUGCGUUUUUAUGCAUCCGUAAUAUAUGAACCUCAACACAACACCCAAACAUGAUGCAUUGUGAUCUAACAGCUGAAGAUACACCAAGAGAGACUGAAAAAUAUGAUUCUGAUAGGAGAAACUAAACAUUUUGUAAUAUACAGCUGAGCAGUUCACCUGUCCUGGAUGAUACAUGUUUGUAUAUUCUUAUGGUUUUGUACAUCUAACUUGCUGUAAAUAAAGACUGAUAAUUUCAUGGUU